CUGGCCCCAUGAGGUCAUUGAGACAAGAAGGCUAUAAAAGACGUGGUUACAGUGAAGACUGAAGGAUUUCAGUGGAGGAUUCUACACCAUGAAGAGCACUUUUGUUCUGCUGUGGCUCUUACCAUGGGCAAUUUGUGGAGCUAAACUGCAGACAUCAAAGAAAUCUUCAUCAUCAUCACAGUUUGUUACAACUAAUGAUGAGAUUCAGAAUCUGUCUGAACAGCUGUAUGCGAAUGAUGUAAACCGGGCUGACAGUGGCGACAUUACCCUAAACCUUCAGCACAAGGUAUCCAGCUCCCAGACUGGCAGCGGAAUAGACUUUUCCAGCCAAAAGCUUUUCAGCUAUGUCAAUGAAGCCAAAAUACUUACCCGACCAACCUUUGUCCGUCUCAUCUCCUUGUUAGACAAUUAUGUUAAGAACACAGGGACCAUAGAAAAUGUCACACAAGAAGAGAUCCAAGAACAACAUGCCUUUAUAGAUGAAUUAUUCCAAACUACUAUCAUGAAAACACUUUCCAGCUUCUUAAUCUCAAAAGGUUAUUACAUAUCAGCUGAAAGCUUUAAGAAGGACCUGCAGGAAAUGUGGUUUGGACUAUAUACACGCUCAAAAGGCUUCUUGGACUCCUCAGGAUUUGAACAUGUCUUCCAUGGUGAAAUUCAUAAAGGAAAGAUAGCAGGAUUUCAUAGCUGGGUGAAUCUCUAUCUGCUGGAGAAGGCUGGUCAGAUUAACUAUCUCAGCUACAGCUCAGAUGGACUGUGGACAAGUUAUCCUGAUGUUUUCACCUUCCAGUUUAAAUGGUCCACCCAUAUGAAAAGUGUGGGUUCUUUCUUUAUGGGAUCCAGUCCUGAGUUUGAAAUUGCAAUGUACACGCUUUGCUAUGUCACUCGCCCAAAUAGACAAUGCACCGUUAAAUUGGGUGGUAAUCCUCUGAAAAUCCAAACCUACCGUUGGGACAACUCAUUCUAUGGAAACGGCAAAAGAUAUUUAGCAUCUUCUUACCCCAACAUUUAGUGAAAGUGUUUUGAUACUUGCAAAUAAAAAUGAAUAACAAUGUUUUCAACAAAAUAGAAGUAAAUCACUAAAAUGUUUUGUUAAAUAUAUUGUUAGUUGAUUGAUGAGAUGCAACAAACAAUAUUUUCAUUUCAUACUUUGAGUAGUAAAAUCACUUUAAUCUGG
Hyla sarda is the source of this 1177-nucleotide messenger RNA. Its product is annotated as uridylate-specific endoribonuclease D-like. Bases 89 to 1012 code for a protein of 307 amino acids. The record is from RefSeq and is a predicted model, not a curated record. Gene Ontology annotation, molecular function: RNA endonuclease activity. NCBI's taxonomy places the organism in Eukaryota, Metazoa, Chordata, Amphibia, Anura, Hylidae. The transcript is spliced from 7 exons.